CAUCAACGCCACCGCCUCGCGGGAAGGUACGUACGUAUGCAGGUGAUGGAAAAAUCCGUAAGCUUUUGCAGCCACUUUUUCUGUGACGAUGACGAUGCUUGGGAACAAUGUUGGGUGCAGCGCAACGGUACAACUUCAGGUUCGUGCGGCACGCGCGGGACGCGCCGCUGGUGUCCUACUACAACUACAUCAUCGUGGGCGGCGGCACGGCGGGCUGCCCGCUGGCGGCCACGCUGUCGGAGCACUCGCGCGUGCUCCUCCUGGAGCGGGGCGGCCUCCCCUACGGCAACCGCAACGUGUCCAGCGAGUACCACUUCGCCGACGCGCUGGCCGACACCUCCCCGCUGUCACCGGCGCAGCGCUUCGUCUCCGAGGACGGCGUCGUCAACGCCCGCGCGCGCGUGCUCGGCGGCGGGAGCUGCCUCAACGCCGGCUUCUACACCCGCGCCAGCAGCGGCUACGUGGGCGCCGCCGGCUGGGACCACCGCCUCGUCAACGCGUCCUACCGCUGGGUGGAGCGCGCGCUCGUGUUCCGCCCGGGCGUGCCGCGGUGGCAGUGCGCGCUGCGGGAGGGACUCAUCGAGGCUGGCAUCACGCCCGACAACGGCUACACGCUCGAGCACGUCCCCGGGACCAAGAUCGGCGGCACCAUCUUCGACAGGAGGGGCCGCCGCCACACCGCCGCCGACUUCCUCCGGAAAGCCCACCCCAGGCGCCUCACCGUCUUCCUGCACGCCACCGUCUCACGGGUCCUCUUCAGGCGUGUUGAGGGGGUGGCGAACCCUGUGGCGUACGGUGUGGUGUUCACGGACCCGGUGGGCGUGCAGCACCACGUGUACCUGCGGCGGGGAGGCGCCAAGAACGAGGUGAUCCUGGCGGCGGGGACGCUGGGGAGCCCGCAGCUGCUGAUGCUGAGCGGCGUCGGCCCGCGGCUGCACCUGGAGAAGCACGGCAUCCGCACCGUCCAUGACCAGCCGGGCGUCGGGCAGGGCGUGGCCGACAACCCCAUGAACUCGGUGUUCGUGCCGUCCCCCAUCCCCGUCGCGCACUCCCUCGUCCAGGUCGUCGGCGUCACCCGCUUCGGCAGCUUCAUCGAGGGCGUCAGCGGCUCGCAGUUCGGCAUCCCGCUCCACGGCCGCGGCGCCGCCCGCCGCGCCGCCCGAAACUUCGGCAUGUUCUCGCCCAUGACUGGGCAGCUGGGCACGGUCCCGCCGAGGGAGCGGACGCCGGAGGCGAUGCGGCGCGCGGCGGAGGUGAUGCGGCGGCUGGACAGGCGCGCGUUCCGCGGCGGCUUCAUCCUGGAGAAGAUCCUUGGCCCGCUGUCGACGGGGCACAUCGAGCUGCGGUCGACGGACGCGCACGCGAACCCGGCGGUGACCUUCAACUACUUCCGGGACCCGCGGGACGUGGAGCGGUGCGUGCGGGGCAUCGAGGCCAUCCAGCGGGUGGUGCGGUCGCGGGCCUUCUCCCGCUUCACCUACGCCAACCACACCGCCAUGGAGGCCGUCUUCCGCCGCGCCGCCGGGACGGCAUACUUCCCGGUGAACCUGCUGCCGCGGCACCCCAGGGACACGCGCCCGCUGCACCAGUACUGCAGGGAGACGGUGAUGACCAUCUGGCACUACCACGGCGGGUGCCACGUCGGGGGCGUCGUGGACAGGGACUACCGAGUCAUCGGCGUCCGGGGGCUGCGCGUCAUCGACAGCUCCACCUUCAAGUACUCGCCGGGCACCAACCCGCAGGCCACUGUCAUGAUGCUCGGCAGGUACAUGGGGCUGAGAAUUCUGAAGGAGCGGUGGAUCAGGAAGGGAGCCGAGGACAAGCAUUAGUUCACUUAUCCAGAUAGCAUCAGUUCUUGCCGAGACUGUUUUGUAUAAUUUGUAGGUUAUAGUGUUAUAUACGCAUGUCAUUUGUUGGGAUAA
Molecule: messenger RNA, 1922 nt
Organism: Setaria italica (foxtail millet)
Lineage: Eukaryota; Viridiplantae; Streptophyta; Magnoliopsida; Poales; Poaceae
Product: protein HOTHEAD
Exons: 4
Coding region: 108-1829 (573 amino acids)
Molecular function (GO): oxidoreductase activity, acting on CH-OH group of donors; flavin adenine dinucleotide binding
Source: RefSeq, a predicted model, not a curated record